This is a messenger RNA of Lolium perenne, 1166 nucleotides long. RefSeq lists its product as uncharacterized. The record is from RefSeq and is a predicted model, not a curated record. Gene Ontology annotation, biological process: carotene biosynthetic process; xanthophyll biosynthetic process. Gene Ontology annotation, cellular component: mitochondrion. Lineage: Eukaryota; Viridiplantae; Streptophyta; Magnoliopsida; Poales; Poaceae.
CGCGCACUUUCCCCAUCCACUUUCGUUCCCCGCCGCCGAUAUCCAAUCUUUCUCCCCCCGCCGCCACCCAUCACCAAACCCGCGGCCACCCAUCGCGAAUCGAAACAUAAUGCUCCGUCAUGAGAUGGCCGCCGUCGGACGCUAUGCGGAGCUCCUCGCGGGGUGCCGCGGGGACGCGCGGCCGAUCGCGCGGAUCCAGGCGGCGCUGACCACGUCGGGCCUGCUCCGGCGCAGCGUGGAGCUCCACGACGCGCUCAUCCGGGCGCUCGCCAGCUCCGACCGGUUCAGGCCACGGAGGCUCGGACCCAAACCACUCUCGGAGGGCCACGCCUCUUCUCCCUCCGCUGUUCGCUGAUGGCGCCCACGCCGGCGCGCGCCGCCGCCGCCGCCGCCCACUCCCUGCUACGGAGAACAAGAUGCUACGCGGCGGCAAGUCGGAUCCGACCAACGGCGAGGGACUUCUCCAGCGCUCCCGCGGGGGCAACCGAGCCGCAGGGCGCCCCGGCGAACGUUGCUGGCGUGAAACCUGGGGAUGACGAGCUCGAUGUGGCUAUCGUCGGCGGAGGCAUGGUGGGCUUGGCCGUUGCCUGUGCACUCUCCAAUAUGCCACUGACCAAGCAUCUGCGGGUCGCCAUCAUCGAUAGCAAUCCUGCUUUGAAGUCGAGAGGUUAUCUCAAGAAAGAUGGUGUACCUGAUUCAAGGGUCGGCACUGUUACCCCUGCAACCAUUUCCUUCUUCAGAGGACGGUGGCGUCUAGGUGAUUCAGCUUGCCCCAGGCAACGAGCAGCUCCAUUGUACUUGAGCAUCUUCGCAAGGUAUAUGGACAUCGCCUUCUUCGGGUGGAGUGAAAUUCAAGUCUGGGAGCACCAUAUUGAUCUGAUUGUUGCUGGGUCUCUUCGUUCAGCUAGGUGCCAGUCAUCGACAACCUGGGCGAGGAGUUGCUUGGGCCAGGAAAAUAAUCCGGAGGAGAUUGUUCUCCAAGAGCUCCAGGUUGAAGAAGUUUGAAGACACUCGGUGGAAAUUAUGUAGUUAUCAAAUUUGUAGACCUAGUAAUACUGUGAUUGUAUACACAUCUGCUUGUGAGAUGAUCUACAUUGACUAAUUUUGGGUGUUAUUUGAAGUAUAAUUACGUGCAUUUUUUGUGUAUUCGAUUUAAAUGUGGCUUA